Molecule: messenger RNA, 9371 nt
Organism: Dipodomys ordii (Ord's kangaroo rat)
Lineage: Eukaryota; Metazoa; Chordata; Mammalia; Rodentia; Heteromyidae
Gene: Celsr1
Product: cadherin, EGF LAG seven-pass G-type receptor 1
Exons: 38
Coding region: 1-8922 (2973 amino acids)
Biological process (GO): cell surface receptor signaling pathway; G protein-coupled receptor signaling pathway; homophilic cell-cell adhesion
Cellular component (GO): plasma membrane
Molecular function (GO): G protein-coupled receptor activity; calcium ion binding
Source: RefSeq, a predicted model, not a curated record
AUGGUAACGGUGACAGAAAUGCGGCUGCCCGGCCCCUGCACCCGGGCUGUGGCGCUCCGAGCUCCGGGCUCCCGUUUCCCCCCUCAGGAAGCCCCCUGUCUGUCUGUCCGCACCUGGGGCUGCCCCUCCUCUGGUGGCCUUGUUCAGCUGCCGCCACCCAAACGCCGCAGCGGCACCCUCCAGGCGUGUGUGGGCCCUGCCCACAGUCCCCGGGCUGAUGCAGCCAGCACACGUCCCCAGCCCCAGGAGGCAGGCAGCGGGAAGGGGGUCACGCAGCGGGCACGGCAAAGGAGGGGCUCUCUCAGGGUGGCUACAGCCCAGAGGUCCAAGAGUGGGCACAUGCCCAGGGCACAGGCAGCACGGGCCUCACAUUCUUCUGUCUCGCCCUCCUCGUGGCUGCCCCCCCCCAUCCCCAGCAUCCUGGGGCGCAGCGGCCAGUGGCAGGGACACCGGACACGGGCGCGGAUUCCCGGGCGGCAGCACGCUCUGGACGACUCUGCCCUCGGCGCGCCUCUCCUCGGCGUGCACCUGUGCCCUGCGCCGCGGCGACCCAGCGGGUCCCUGUCCCGCACCCCUGGGUCCUAUCCACGGGCCUGGGGGCUGCGGGCCCGCGUGCAGCCGGGCCAGCCGCUGCCCAGCUACCAGGUGUCGGUGCCUGAGAACGAGCCCGCGGGCACGGCGGUCAUCGAGCUGCGCGCCCACGACCCCGACGAGGGCGAGGCGGGGCGCCUGAGCUACCAGAUGGAGGCGCUGUUCGACGAGCGCUCCAACGGCUACUUCCUCAUCGACUCGGCCACGGGCGCGGUCAGCACGGCCCGGGCCCUGGACCGCGAGACCAAGGACACGCACGUGCUGCGGGUCAGCGCCGUGGACCACGGCUCGCCGCGCCGCUCGGCCGCCACCUACCUCACCGUGACGGUCAGCGACACCAACGACCACAGCCCGGUCUUCGAGCAGUCCGAGUACCGCGAGCGCGUGCGCGAGAACCUGGAGCUGGGCUACGAGGUGCUGACCAUCCGCGCCACCGACGGCGACGCGCCCUCCAACGCUGACAUGCGCUACCGCCUGCUGGGGGGCGGCGGCGGCGUGUUCGAGAUCGACGCGCGCUCCGGGGUGGUGCGCACCCGCGCGCUGCUGGACCGCGAGGAGGCGGCCGAGUACCGCCUGCUGGUGGAGGCCAACGACCAGGGCCGCAACCCGGGCCCGCUCAGCGCCACGGCCACGGUGCACAUCGUGGUGGAGGACGAGAACGACAACUACCCCCAGUUCAGCGAGAAGCGCUACGUGGUGCGCGUGCCCGAGGACGUGGCCGUCAACACCCCCGUGCUCCGCGUGCAGGCCACGGACCGCGACCAGGGCCAGAACGCGGCCAUCCACUACAGCAUCGUCAGCGGCAACCUGAAGGGCCAGUUCUACCUCCACUCCCUGAGCGGGAGCCUGGACGUCAUCAACCCGCUGGACUUCGAGGCCAUCCGCGAGUACACGCUGCGCAUCAAGGCGCAGGACGGGGGCCGGCCCCCGCUCAUUAACUCCUCGGGCCUGGUGUCCGUGCAGGUGCUGGAUGUGAACGAUAACGCCCCCAUCUUCGUGAGCAGCCCCUUCCAGGCGGCCGUGGUGGAGAACGUGCCCGUGGGCCACUCCGUGCUGCACAUCCAGGCCGUGGACGCGGAUGCCGGGGAGAACGCACGCCUGCGCUAUCGCCUGGUGGACACGGCGUCCGCUGCCCUGGGUCGCGGCGGCAGCGCCGGUCCCGAGGACCCCGUCUCCGCCCGGGACUUUCCCUUCCAGAUCCACAACAGCUCGGGUUGGAUUACCGUGUGUGCCGACCUGGACCGGGAGGAGGUGGAACGCUACAGCUUUGGUGUGGAGGCGGUGGACCACGGCUCGCCACCCAUGAGCUCGUCGGCCAGCGUGUCCAUCACCGUGCUGGACGUAAACGACAACGACCCCAUGUUCACGCAGCCCGUGUACGAGCUCCGUCUGAACGAGGACGCGGCGGUGGGGAGCAGCGUGCUGACCCUGCAGGCCCGGGACCGCGACGCCAACAGCGUGAUCACCUACCAGCUGACCGGAGGCAACACCCGCAACCGCUUCGCGCUCAGCAGCCAGAGCGGCGGCGGCCUCAUCACCCUGGCGCUGCCGCUGGACUACAAGCAGGAGCGGCAGUACGUGCUGGCCGUGACGGCGUCCGACGGCACGCGCUCGCACACCGCGCAGGUCUUCAUCAACGUCACGGACGCCAACACCCAUCGGCCCGUGUUCCAGAGCUCCCACUACACAGUGAGCGUCAAGGAGGACCGGCCCGUGGGCACCUCCAUCGCCACCAUCAGUGCCAGCGACGAGGACACGGGGGAGAAUGCGCGCAUUACCUACGUGUUAGAGGACCCCGUGCCGCAGUUCCGGAUCGACCCCGACACCGGCACCAUCUACACCAUGACGGAGCUGGACUACGAGGACCAGGCCGCCUACACCCUGGCCAUCACUGCCAGGGACAACGGCAUCCCGCAGAAGUCAGACACCACCUCCCUGGAGAUCCUGAUCCUCGACGCCAACGACAACGCGCCCAGGUUCCUGCGGGAUUUCUACCAGGGCUCUGUGUUUGAGGACGCGCCCCCGUCCACCAGCGUCCUCCAAGUCUCUGCCACUGACCGGGACUCGGGCCCCAAUGGCCGCCUCGUGUACACCUUCCAGGGCGGGGAUGACGGCCAUGGAGACUUCUACAUCGAGCCCACGUCCGGCGUGGUCCGCACCCAGCGCCGGCUGGACCGAGAGAACGUGGCUGUGUACAACCUGCGAGCUCUGGCGGUGGACCGGGGCAGCCCGGCUCCCCUCAGCGCCUCUGUGGAGAUCCAGGUGGCUGUGCUGGAUAUCAACGACAACCCGCCUGUGUUCGAGAAGGAUGAGCUGGCGCUGUUUGUGGAGGAGAACAGCCCCGUGGGGUCCGUAGUGGCGAGGAUUCAGGCCCACGACCCGGACGAAGGCCCCAACGCGCAAAUCAUGUACCAGAUCGUAGAGGGCAAUGUGCCAGAGGUCUUCCAGCUGGACCUGCUGAGCGGGGACCUCCGAGCCCUGGUGGAGCUGGACUUUGAGGUCCAGAGGGACUACGUGUUGGUGGUCCAGGCUACGUCGGCCCCCCUGGUCAGCCGGGCCACGGUGCGCAUCCGCCUCUUGGAUCAGAACGACAAUCCACCCGAGCUGCCCGACUUCCAGAUUCUGUUCAACAACUAUGUCACCAACAAGUCCAACAGCUUCCCCAGUGGGGUGAUCGGACGCAUCCCAGCCCACGACCCCGACCUGUCGGACAGCCUCAACUACACCUUCCUGCAAGGCAACGAACUGCACCUGCUGCUGCUGGACCCCGCCACGGGCGACCUGCAGCUCAGCCGGGACCUGGACAACAACCGGCCGCUGGAGGCGCUCAUGGAGGUGUCUGUGUCCGACGGCCUCCACAGCGUCUCGGCCCUGUGCACGCUGCGCGUCAUCAUCAUCACGGACGACAUGCUCACCAACAGCAUCACCGUCCGCCUGGAGAACAUGUCCCAGGAGAAGUUCCUGUCCCCGCUGCUGUCCCUCUUCGUGGAGGGCGUGGCCACGGUGCUGGCCACCAGCAAGGACGACGUCUUCGUCUUCAACAUCCAGAACGACACGGACGUGAGCUCCAACAUCCUGAACGUGACGUUCUCGGCGCUGCUGCCGGGCGGCCGCUUCUUCCCGUCGGAGGAGCUGCAGGAGCACAUCUACCUGAACCGCACGCUGCUGGCGGCCAUCGCGGCGCAGCGCGUGCUGCCCUUCGAUGACAACAUCUGUCUGCGGGAGCCCUGCGAGAACUACAUGAAGUGCGUGUCGGUGCUGCGCUUCGACAGCUCCGCGCCCUUCGUCAGCUCCGCCACCGUGCUCUUCCGCCCCAUCCACCCCAUCACCGGCCUGCGCUGCCGCUGUCCGCCCGGCUUCACCGGCGACUACUGCGAGACCGAGAUCGACCUGUGCUACUCCAGCCCGUGCGGGGACCACGGCCGCUGCCUCAGCCGCGAGGGCGGCUACUCCUGCGAGUGCUUCCAGGACUUCACAGGGGACCACUGCCAGGUGAACGUCCGCUCGGGCCGCUGCGCCAACGGAGUGUGCAAGAACGGGGGCACGUGCGUGAACCUGCUGAUCGGCGGCUUUCACUGCAUGUGCCCGCCCGGCGAGUACGAGCGGCCCUUCUGCGAGGUCAGCACGCGCAGCUUCCCGCCACGGUCCUUCGUCACCUUCCGGGGCCUGCGGCAGCGCUUCCACUUCACCAUCUCCCUCACGUUUGCUACGCAGGAGAGGAAUGCGCUGCUGCUGUACAACGGCCGCUUCAAUGAGAAGCACGACUUCAUCGCCCUGGAGAUUGUGGAGGAGCAGGUGCAGCUCACCUUCUCUGCAGGGGAGACAACGACCACCGUGGUGCCCGUGGUCCCCGGAGGCGUGAGCGACGGGCGGUGGCACUCGGUGCUGGUGCAUUACUAUAACAAGCCCAACAUCGGCCGCCUGGGCCUGCCCCACGGGCCGUCCGGGGAGAAGGUGGCGGUGGUGACCGUGGACGAUUGUGACACAGCCGUGGCCGUGCACUUCGGUGGCUAUGUGGGGAACUACAGCUGCGCUGCGCAGGGCACCCAGAGCGGCUCGAAGAAGUCCCUGGAUCUCACCGGCCCACUGCUCCUGGGCGGCGUCCCCAACCUACCUGAAGAUUUCCCGGUGCACAACCGACAGUUUGUCGGCUGCAUGCGGAACCUGUCCAUUGACGGCCGGAGUGUGGACAUGGCGGGAUUCAUCGCCAACAAUGGCACCAGGGCGGGCUGUGCCGCCCAAAGGAACUUCUGCGACGGGACCUCAUGCCAGAACGGGGGCACCUGUGUGAACAGGUGGAACAUGUAUCUGUGCGAGUGCCCGCUCCACUUCGGCGGCAAGAACUGUGAGCAAGCCAUGCCCCAUGCCCAGCACUUCAGCGGGGAGAGCCUGGUGUCCUGGAGCGACCUGGACAUCACCAUCUCUGUGCCCUGGUACCUGGGGCUCAUGUUCCGGACCCAGAAGGAGGAUGGCGUGCUGCUAGAAGCCACGGCGGGCCUGUCCUCGGGGCUCCAUCUCCAGAUCCUGAACCACUACAUCCGGUUUGAGGUGUCCUACGGCUCCUCCGAUGUGGCGUCCUUGCAGCUGUCCCGGUUCCGGGUGACCGACGGGGCGUGGCACCACCUCCUGGUAGAGCUGCGGAGCGCCAAGGAGGGCAAGGACAUCAAGUACCUGGCGGUCGUGACCCUGGACUACGGGAUGGACCAGAACACGGUGCAGAUCGGGAACCAGCUCCCAGGGCUGAAGAUGCACAGCGUGGUGGUCGGGGGCGUGUCUGAGGACCAGGUCUCCGUGCGCCACGGCUUCCGAGGCUGCAUGCAGGGGGUGAGGAUGGGGGAGACGUCCACCAACAUUGCCACGCUGAACAUGAAUGACGCGCUGAAGGUCCGGGUGCGGGACGGCUGCAGCGUGGAGAACCCGUGCGCCUCGGGCCCCUGCCCCCCGCACAGCCGCUGCCAGGACACCUGGGACGGCUACUCCUGCGUGUGUGACAAAGGGUACUUUGGACAGAAGUGCGUGGACGCCUGUCACCUGAACCCCUGCAAGCACGCCGCGGCCUGCGUGCGCCCCCCGGGCUCCCCGCGGGGCUAUGCGUGCGAGUGUGGACCGGGCCACUACGGGCCGUACUGCGAGAACAAAGUGGACCUUCCAUGCCCCAAAGGCUGGUGGGGGAACCCCAUCUGCGGCCCCUGCCACUGUGCCGUCAGCCAGGGCUUCGAUCCCGACUGCAACAAGACCAACGGCCAGUGCCAGUGCAAGGAGAAUUACUACAAGCCCCCCGCCCAGGACGCCUGCCUGCCAUGCGACUGCUUCCCGCAUGGCUCCCGCAGCCGGGCCUGCAACAUGGACACGGGACAGUGUGCCUGCAAGCCGGGCGUCAUCGGCCGCCAGUGCAACCGCUGCGACAGCCCCUUCGCCGAAGUCACCGCGCUGGGCUGCGAAGUGAUCUACAGCGGGUGUCCCAGAGCAUUUGAGGCUGGCAUCUGGUGGCCACAGACCAAGUUUGGGCAACCGGCCGCAGUGCCAUGCCCGAAAGGAUCAGUGGGAAACGCCAUUCGGCACUGCAGCGGGGAGAAGGGCUGGCUGCCCCCGGAGCUCUUCAACUGUACCACAGGCUCCUUCCUGGACCUCAAGGUCAUGAACGACAAGCUGAGCCGCAACGAGACGCAGAUGGACGGCGACGGGUCCCUGAGGCUGGCGAGGGCCCUGCGGAACGCCACGCACCAGGGCGGCGUGCUCUUCAGCAAUGACGUGCGCACAGCCUACCAGCUGCUGGCCCGCGUCCUGCAGCAUGAGAGCCAGCAGCAGGGCUUCGAGCUGGCCGCCACGCGCGACGUCAACUUCCACCAGGAUGUGGUCCAGGCGGGCAGCGCCCUCCUGGCGCCGGCCACCAGGGCGUCGUGGGAGCAGAUCCAGCGGAGCCAGGGAGGGGCCGCGCAGCUGCUGCAGCGCUUCGAGGCCUACUUCAGCACCGUGGCGCGCAACGUGAGGCGCACCUACCUCAGGCCCUUCGUCAUCGUCACCGCCAACAUGAUUCUUGCAGUCGAUGUCUUUGACAAGUUCAACUUCACGGGUGCCCGCGUGCCGCGGUUCGAGGCCGUUCAGGACGAGCUCCCGAGAGGCUUGGAGUCCUUCGUGUCCUUCCCAGCAGACAUCUUCAAGCCACCCGAGAGAAAAGAGGGCCCCGGGGUGAGGGCAGCCAUCCGGAGAGCCGUCCCGACAGCCCGCCCAGAGCCCGGGCCCAGCAGGCGCAGGCGACACCCGGAGGACCCUGGCCAGUUUGCUGUCGCCCUGGUCAUUGUUUACCGGACACUGGGCCAGCUCCUGCCUGAACGCUACGACCCAGACCGUCGCAGCCUUCGCCUUCCCAGCCGGCCCACCAUCAACACGGCCGUGGUGAGCACCCUGCUGUACAGCGAGGGCCCCCCGCCCCCCGCACCCCCGCCCGGGCCCGUGCUGGUGGACUUCGCCCUGCUGGAGACGGAGGAGCGGACCAAGCCCGUCUGUGUGUUCUGGAACCAUUCCCUCGACGUUGGCGGGACCGGAGGCUGGUCAGCCAAGGGCUGUGAACUCGUGUCCCGGAACCGGACGCACAUCACCUGUCGGUGCAGCCACAUGGCCAGCUACGCGGUGCUCAUGGACAUCUCCAGGCGCGAGCACGGGGAGGUCCUGCCUCUGAAGAUCGUCACCUACACGGCCGUAGCCGCGUCGCUGGCAGCCCUGCUGGUGACCUUCGUCCUGCUGGCCCUGGCCCGCACGCUGCGCUCCAACCUGCACAGCAUCCACAAGAACCUCACGGGGGCGCUCUUCUCCUCCCAGCUGGUCUUCGUGGUUGGCAUCAACCGCACGGAGAACCCGUUCCUCUGCUCGGUCGUGGCCAUCCUCCUGCACUACGUGUACAUGAGCGCCUUCGCCUGGACGCUGGUGGAGCACCUGCAUGUCUACCGCAUGCUCACCGAGCUGCGCAACAUCGACGCCGGGCCCAUGAGGUUCUACCACGUGGUGGGCUGGGGCAUCCCAGCCAUCAUCACAGGACUGGCUGUUGGCCUGGACCCCCAGGGCUACGGGAACCCCGACUUCUGCUGGCUGUCCCUUCAGGACACCCUCAUCUGGAGCCUGGCUGGGCCCAUUGGAGCCAUGAUCCUCAUCAAUACAGUCAUUUUCGUCUUGUCUGCAAAAGUUUCCUGCCAAAGAAAACACCAUUACUAUGAAAGAAAGGGGGUUGUCUCCCUGCUGAGGACGGCCUUUGUCCUGCUGCUGCUCGUUAGCGCCACCUGGCUGCUGGGGCUGCUGGCCGUGAAUGGCGACACGCUCACCUUCCACUGCCUCUUUGCGGCCUUCAGCUGCUUGCAGGGCCUCUUCGUCCUCCUGUUCCACUGCCUGUUCCACAGGGAGGUGCGGAGGCACCUGAGGGCCGUGCUGGCCGGGAAGAAGCCGCACCUGGAGGACGCGUCCCCCACGAAGGCCACCCUGCUGACGCGCUCCCUCAACUGCAACCACACGUUCAGCGAGGGCCCCGACAUGCUGCGCACCACGCUGGGCGAGUCCACCGCCUCGCUGGACAGCACCGCCAGGGACGAAGGGCUCCAGAAGCUCAGCGUGUGUUCCGGGCCGGCACGAGGAGGCCUUGGGGAGCCAGAGGCAAACUUCAUCCCCAGGAACCCCACGAAAACCCACGGCCCGGACUCGGACUCGGACAGCGAGCUGUCCCUGGACGAGCAGAGCAGCUCCUACGCCUCAUCCCGCUCCUCGGACAGCGAAGACGACGGCGGAGACGCUGAGGAGCAGUGGGACCCAGCCGGGGGCCCUGUCCACAGCACCCCCAAAGCCGACGCUCUGGGCAGCCACGUGCCUGGCGAGUGGCCGGACGAGAGCCUGGCCGGAAGCGACAGUGAGGAGGAGGCGGGUGCCGAGCCCCGGCUCAAGGUGGAGACGAAGGUCAGCGUGGAGCUGCACCGGCCGGAGCAGGGCAACCACUGCAGCGAGCGGCCCCCCAACCGGGGCAGCGGCGGCCUGGCCAAGCCUGCCGCCGAGCAGAGGAAAGGCAUCCUGAAGAACAAAGUCACCUACCCGCCGCCGCUGCCCGAACAGCCGCUCAAGUGCCGGCUGCGGGAGAAGCUGGCGGACUGCGAGCACAGCCCCGCGUCCUCGCGCACAUCCUCCCUGGCCUCCGGCGACGGGGUCCGCGCCCCCGAGGGCAUCAUCAGCGUGACGGCCCCGUGGAGGGAGCCGGGCCGAGAGCACCGCAACGGCGCGGCCAUGAGCGUGUGCACGGGGAGCGCCCAGGCCAACGGCUCCGACUCCGAAGGCAGUAAUGAAACUUCAAUUUGAACCGUCAGGAAACCAUGAGGCACUGGUCGCCCCCCAGCCGCGUGCGUCCCAGCCUGGACCGCAGAGCCCGAGCGCGGCCCCACAGAUGGUCCGGACAUGAAACGCUCGGCCGGGGCGGGGAUUGGGGCCCAUCGGGCGCCCUGAGCAGUGCCAAAGCCACAGGCUUGUCUCAAAGGGAACGAGGCCUCCAGACCGGCAUAGCUCGGUCCUCAGACCACACAGAGCCAAAGCCACGCCACAGGGCCGGCACCCAGGACGACCCUGCUUGGAAGUGCCAGGGCCAGGCCUUGGGCUCACCAGGAUGUGAGGGCCCCCGGCACAGACGGAGGCCUGGCGGCCGCUGCCAAACCAACCCCAUCUUUUUCAAGUGAAUGACUGUUCAGCCUCUGCCUGCUCUGCGCUGGAGGAGACGGAAGCCCGUACCGUGCCUCGUGCAACUGUUGCUACCC